Molecule: messenger RNA, 1230 nt
Organism: Ornithodoros turicata
Lineage: Eukaryota; Metazoa; Arthropoda; Arachnida; Ixodida; Argasidae
Product: cytoplasmic 60S subunit biogenesis factor ZNF622-like
Exons: 1
Coding region: 36-1169 (377 amino acids)
Biological process (GO): ribosomal large subunit biogenesis
Cellular component (GO): preribosome, large subunit precursor
Molecular function (GO): zinc ion binding; nucleic acid binding
Source: RefSeq, a predicted model, not a curated record
CCCAUCCAUGCCAUGAUCCAUGCAAUCCAGCAAAAAUGGCGAACCGCUACACUUGUUUAUCGUGUCAAGUGGUUUUUGCUGACGCGCAACUUCAAAGAGCUCACUACAAAUGCGACUGGCACAGGUACAAUUUGAAGAGGAAGGUCGCCGACCUUCCUCCUGUCACGGCAGAAGAAUUUCAGCAGCGUGUCCUCGCACAAAAGAGCGCUGUUCAAGAGCAGUCAACAUACGACGGCACACACUGCCAGCCAUGUGGUAAGCAGUUCGCAACGCAAAAGGCUUAUGAAAACCACGUCAGAUCUAAGAAACACCAAGAAGCGCUUCUGAAACGAAAACCACCUCCAGCUGCUGACACAGUAGCCGCGAAAAAUGCACGAAACAGAGAGCUCUCCUCUCCGCAGCCUGUUUAUCAACCUCCUGUUGUCGAGGCCUCUGAUGACGAUGACAGCGAUUGGGAGAGCGUCGACGGUGACGAAGACUUGGUCGACGAGUCAGAUCGCGUCCCCCCCUCUUCGUGUCUCUUUUGCGAGGAAUCGAGCGAUUCACCUGAGGCUAACGUUAAACACAUGACGUCGAGCCACUCCUUCUUCAUUCCGGACAUCGAGUACCUGGUUGACCUAGAAGGCCUGUUGACGUAUUUGGGCUACAAAAUCGGCGUCGGCAAGAUCUGUCUCUGGUGUGGCGAUGACCGAAAGUCGCCCUACAGGACUCUCCGUGCAGUACAGCAACACAUGAACGACAAGGGACAUUGCAAGAUGGCUCACGAAGGCUCUGGACUCCUGGAGUAUGCGGACUUCUACGAUUAUUCAGCGAGCUACCCCGACCAGGAGGACGGACAAGACCAGGACAGCGAGGUGGACAUUCCGGUCCUCGAAGGCGACGGGUGGCAGUUGGUCCUCCCUUCGGGUGCAGUCGUCGGACACAGGUCAUUGGCGCGGUACUACUCGCAGAACCUGCAACCUGCGAGACCUCGUAGUGAAGACGUAACCCGUCGGUUGCUCACGCAUUACAAGGCUCUGGGCUGGACAGGGUCCACGACGCGGGAGGUUGCCGUUCAGAAGGCACGAGACCUUAAGUUCAUGCGUCGGGUACAGGCCAAGCAGGAAAUGAGGCUCGGGGUUAAGGCUAAUAAGUUGCAGAAGCAUUUUAGGCAACAGGUUUUGUUCUAGUCGAGUAUACAGAUGAGGUUGCUGUGGGAAUAAAGUUUAGCGAAACGUUUGAGUAAUUAAA